Molecule: messenger RNA, 2391 nt
Organism: Saccharomyces mikatae IFO 1815
Lineage: Eukaryota; Fungi; Ascomycota; Saccharomycetes; Saccharomycetales; Saccharomycetaceae
Gene: MNL1
Product: alpha-1,2-mannosidase MNL1
Exons: 1
Coding region: 1-2391 (796 amino acids)
Biological process (GO): carbohydrate metabolic process; endoplasmic reticulum mannose trimming; mannose trimming involved in glycoprotein ERAD pathway
Cellular component (GO): membrane; endoplasmic reticulum
Molecular function (GO): mannosyl-oligosaccharide 1,2-alpha-mannosidase activity; calcium ion binding
Source: RefSeq, a predicted model, not a curated record
AUGGUUAUUUGCUUGUGGCUGCUAGUAGUGCUGCUCCUGCAACUAAAUCAAGUCGCGUGCGGAGACAAUGCAUACUCAUUCACUUCUGAAGAGCUUAAGGCUUACAAGCAGGAAGUAAAGGAGUUGUUUUACUUUGGUUUCGACAGCUAUCUAGAGCAUGGAUACCCAUAUGAUGAAGUGAGACCAAUUUCAUGUGUGCCUAAGAAGAGAAACUUUGAAGACCCUGACGAUCGAGUUACUAAUGAUAUUUUGGGCAAUUUCACCAUCACUUUGAUUGAUUCGUUGACCACUAUUGCUAUAUUGCAAGAUCGACCGCUAUUUUUGAAAGCUGUCCAACUCGUUGAAGAGACUUUUCCGGAUGAAGACUUUAAUGUCGAUUGCACCGUACAAGUCUUUGAAACUACUAUACGUGUUAUCGGAUCACUUCUUUCAUCGCAUCUAUAUGCUACGGAUCCCACAAAGGCAGUAUAUUUAGAAGACGAGUAUGACGGAUCUUUAUUACGCUUGGCUCAAAAUAUGGCUGAUAGGCUUUUACCGGCGUAUUUGACAAAAUCUGGACUACCUGUACCACGAAGAAACAUCAAACGAAUGGCCAAUUUACCUGAUAUUUCCGAUUCUUCAGCACUAGAGAAUAAUGUGGCAGCUAUGGCAUCCCCAAUGUUCGAAUUCACCAUUCUUUCUUACCUGACAGGUGAUGCAAAGUAUGAAAAAGUAACUAGGUAUGCAUUUGACAAGACAUGGUCUCUCCGAACCAAUUUAGAUUUACUACCCAUGUCUUUUCAUCCUGAAAAUUUAACUCCAUACACACCCAUGAGUGGCGUUGGCGCCUCAAUCGAUUCAUUUUUUGAAUACGCCUUAAAGGGUGCUGUAUUGUUUGAUGACUCGGAAUUAAUGGACAUUUGGAACAUGGCAUACGAGUCGUUGAAAACUAACUGUAAAAACGAUUGGUUUUUCGCGAAUGUAAUGGCUGAAACAGGACAGUUGUUUGUUCCCUGGAUUGAUUCUUUGAGUGCAUUCUUCCCCGGUUUACAGGUACUGGCCGGUGAUUUAGAUGAUGCUGUAGCGAACCAUCUGAUAUAUUUGAAGAUAUGGAACACAUUCGGUAGUAUCCCUGAAAGGUGGAACUUCAACCCUAUGGAUUCCUCCCCAUUGUUUUCGCCAGACGGAUCGGCACCAUUUUCUUUGAGCACUAUUCUUCCCUUGGAGUGGUACCCGUUAAGACCGGAAUUUUUCGAAUCAACCUAUUUUGUGUAUAGAGCUACAAAGGACCCGUUUUACCUUAAUAUUGGUGUUCACUUGCUGAACGAUUUGAAACAGCGGUUUAAAUCCAACUGCGGGUUUGCAGGUUUCCAAAAUGUCAUCACAGGCGAAAUGCAAGAUAGAAUGGAGACAUUCGUCUUGAGUGAAACAUUAAAAUAUUUGUAUUUAUUAUUCGACGAAGAGAAUGAAUUACAUGAUAGCGCGAGUGAUGUGAUUUUCAGUACGGAGGCCCAUCCAAUGUGGUUGUCACAAGAGGUGAGAUCCAAUUACAAGCGGAACCAUAAAUUCAUGGACUCUCUUUACUUCUCCCAUUUAGAGAACUGCCAGAGAAAAGAUAAGGAACUGCAAGCUGAAGUGAAUACAUUAAGCCAAAGAAUUGUAGGGUUCGCAAAAUCAAUCUUCCAACAAGACCAGCCAGAUAAAGAGGUUGCUGGUGUAAUACCUGAAUAUCAAAUUAAUGCUGAAAUUCCCGGCACAUGUUCAAUGAAGCCUCGUCAUGUAAUUGAUAAUGAGUAUUGGUAUUCUCCCAUGCUGAGCAAUUUUAAUAGACUAUUUGAAAUUGACACACGCUUCGCAGCUACACUGAUCAAACCUUUGCACAUGCAUAACUCUAGUGCAAUUGAGCUGGAACCUCAGUUUUACAACAGGUGGUCGAAUCCACAGUAUAGCAUGUGCCAGAUCAUCCCCACCACAGAAGCUUUCGAACUACUAUUCGAUCUUCCUGGUUUCCAUCAGUCGAUUCCCUCAAUUUUAGACAACGAAGUCAUCACAUUCGAAACAUUUGGAGGUAGAUCAAGGUUGAUUGUCGAAAAAUUGAAAAUCUACCAAACUGAUUAUUAUGGUGAUUUCAUUACUGCAUCGAUUUUCCACAACAUCUCCCGUCAGGAUAUUUGCUCGAAUGCAUGCGACACCACUGCAAGCUUAUAUUCCCCCACGUAUCUUUACAGAGUAGUCGCUGUCAACGGACGUACGGUACCCCGUCAUGGAAAGGUACAAAUCAAGAAACACAACCUCAUGCCUAUUUUGAAUAAUACGAGAGAAGCUACGAUAACAUUGGGUGAUAUGGGCAUCAAUGACCUUUCACAACUCAUGAUAAAAUGCACGCCCAUCAUCAACCUAGUUCUUGUAUGA